CCACAUUAACUCCGAAUAUUGGAACUUAAUGCCGGCCUAAGACGAUCGAACUUGGAUCGAACUCUCUCCACCCCUCCUUCGGUCUCACGAACUACCGCUCUUCCCUUCAGUCCCUUCGAGCAACAUUACUGUCCUGCCCACUGUGACCUAAUCCUGCACUCCCUGCGGGUCUGUUACAGCAGCCUUACUCAGAACAUCCCUAUAAGAGAAAAUUACUUUAUAUUCUUAACAUAAUCUACCAGAAAUCAUGGUGUUCUUGAUAGAGCUUCCACCUGAGAUUGUACAGCACGUCUUGGGCUAUGUCGACCCGCCUGACUUGGCGUGGAUCCCCCGCAUUUCUAAGAGCUUCUACCAUACCGUCACGGGCAACGCAUCGCUCUUCAGAACCGUUUAUCUCAAUCAUUACGACAAUCCGAGCAAACCCGAUGAUCUAGAUUGGGAGAAGGCCUUGAAGAAUGCUGUCCGUUUGCAAAUCAUAUGUCGUCGAGAUGAUGUCCAUAAUAAGAAGCACGAGCUCUCCUUCGUUUACGAUGCUGUCAAGUCGCUCCUUGAGAAUGCCGCUACCGACACCGAGCGAGUGCGGCAGACGACACAUCCGGCUUCCCGGAACGCCAAGCUUCUAAGCUCUAUAUUCAAGGACGAGACGAAUCAAUCCGCAUUCCUAUGCCGAUCUUACAUUUACGAGCGCGCUCGACAAGAAUUGACCUACGCGAAUUUCUCAACGCCUCAUGUAGACCACCAAAAGAGCGCGCACUUACAUUGUCUCUAUGGAGUGCCUAUGUUAUACGCACACCCCGAAACCCAUCGGACCAGGCGCAGUAGAAUGGGUCCGUACGCAUGCUCCAAAGUCUACGACCUGAGGCAGUAUACCGAGAAUACGAAAUGGGGACCGUUCUUUGACGACGCGACGGAUCGCGUAGACUGGGAGAAGGUUGAGGCUAUCAUGAUCGUAAUCGGCGCCAACCUCCGGAAGCUAGGCCUCACCAAAUACCCCGUGUGUAAGAAUUUCUGGGACCUUCCUUUCGCGGGGACCUGGCCGGGGAGCUACAAGGCACUUCCUGUCUUGCAUGAGCCUGAACCAUUGGAUCUGCAGGACCCAUAUGGCAUCACGGGGACCUGGCUCCGGGUCGUGUGCUUCCUGGACUACACGGACUUCUUCGCAUACAACUUCACGUCGGAGGACCAGCCCACGGCGGACGUUCCCCGUCCUCCGAUCGACGUGGGCGAGGCGACGCGGCUGAUCCUGAUGAAGAUCCGGGUGACGCGGAUAGAGCCACCGGGGCCGGACGACGGACAGGAGCUGCCGGUUGUGCACUUCGAGGGGAUAUCGAGGUCGCUGGAUGACAGCUACGACGAGAAUGCGAACUCGGACUUGAGAGGUAUGAGAGGCUCGGUAAGGUUGACGCGCGAGGGAGAGGUCCGCUGGACCACGUUCUCCGUUUUCAGCGGCGUCGAGAGGUGGCGUAGCGAGAGUGUUCAGAUCGGCGGGGUCAAGAGCGCCAAGGGCGUGCUGGGGAAUUGGUUCGAUAAGGACUUCGACCCGCGUGGCCCGGCUGGCCCAACUGCGUUCUGGAAGGUCUCAGAUAAGAUCAUGGAGUCCAGUGGUUACAGAGCUCUUAUGCAGGACUUCCUACCCCUGAUCCAAGACGCACCCGACGAGACGACCGAUUUCGAGAAUGGCCAACUAGAGGAUGAUGACGAUGAGGGAGAGGAAGACGAUGAGCCGGGUCUCGAGUUAGAGAUUACCGGCAUCUCGUGGGUGACAUGGACGGACGAUUAGUGUGACGCCGUUUCCAACCAGCUUCCUUUCUGUGUACUUGUAGCAAUGUCGGCGGAGUUGCUGCUAUUGGUGCCGGGCGUAGUAGCUAUUUGGCUGUUCUGGUAUAAGUUAUGACUUUAUGGUUUAUGUCAAGUAGACGCCUGACCUAGCUUAUGAUGUGUAACUUCACGAUGAUACAAUUGAAUGAAGAUCUACUGUAACAAA
Annulohypoxylon maeteangense is the source of this 1984-nucleotide messenger RNA. RefSeq lists its product as uncharacterized. Gene Ontology annotation, molecular function: protein binding. The record is from RefSeq and is a predicted model, not a curated record. Bases 248 to 1780 code for a protein of 510 amino acids. NCBI's taxonomy places the organism in Eukaryota, Fungi, Ascomycota, Sordariomycetes, Xylariales, Hypoxylaceae. The transcript is spliced from 4 exons.